CCGGUUCUGGCUUUGCGACGACAGUUUGUCUUGUGGUGAUCCCGUCACCUGUGUGUGCCUCAGUAAUUGGUGAAUUUUGCCGCCACUCUCAUCAUAAUAGAAUUUCGCUAGAGCUUCUCCAUCGAAGCAAAAAGACCAAAAUAAAGAAAAAAUAAACUAGCACAGGAGUAUCGUGAAAAAUCGUGACCACUCUACCAACUACCAAACGUAAACUGAUACUAGAAAAAGGAAAACUCGACAGCAGAGAAGAGAUUUGUAAUAUUUAGCAUGAUUAUAGAGCUUACCAACGAAUGGUUGGUGAACGCACAUUGAAAUCCACAGAGAUUCGAAAAAAGCCCAUGCUGCAAGACUAACGACUGUGUACCGGAAUAAAUCUUAACCGCCAUGGAACGCAAAUUAUUGUACGCCUUUCGAGGAUGGAUUGCCUUCGUCGCCUUCAUGGACUUAGGUACAGCCUUUCGGUGUUACAUCGAACGCCGCAGUUUUUUAGGUGAUCACUCAGAAACUCAGUUCAUUGAAGGAGAUUAUACAAUUUCUAGGAUACUGGGAAUUUAUUGCAUACUAAAGGCGGUAGCUUUAGUUCACUGCACGCUGUACAUACACUAUAAACCCGUCGUCAGUAUGGGUGGCUGCUCCUUAGCAAUCACGAUGAUGCUCUAUAUAACAGAGGCCUUGUACUUCCGUUCAACGACGCUAAACUUUUACGUUAUAUUUCCAUGUAUUUUAAACUCAAUCACAUUGGUUGGAUUACUGUAUAUUCCUCGAAAGCUACGAUUAUGGGAGCAUCGGAACGGAUCGGAUAACGACGACGAAAACUCGCAGCUGCUGAAACAAAUGGGUGGCUUUAAGAAGCGACGAGCUCAUAAAAAUAAGACGCCAUGAAUACUAUGGAUAGUGUAAUGGCUGCCAAAUAAUUUCAUUACACCCCUAAAUUAACCACGUUAUUCUACCACAAUUGACCCAAUUUUACAAGCCUAUUUGAACGAUUCUUGCAUAACGAUUUAAUCACUACCAAGCCAGUAGAAACCCAUCCCAACGUUCCUGUAAAUCUUAGUCAUAUCGUAGCUACUCUAGACCUAGAAUAACCCACCCAUUCGCUCCUUCCCACGAAUUAUUUUUCUCCAACAAGUGGACCUUUUUCUUUUAUCUUGCAGUUCUCUACCUCUACUCUCCAAACUGCACUCUCUAGUUUAGGAGCAGAUAGAAAAUAAAAUCACAUUUUCUCUACUGCACAGCAAUUGCGAAAAAACUUACAAAAGUUCAGUAUAUUAGUUGGUUUGCUAAAAAUACCUUUUGAAAUAGGAGUGAAAUAUUUAGCAUUCAAAUUUCAAUAAUAUUUUUCUACUAACUCAGCCAUUUGUAGACACAAAAAGUGAAAGAUUUUCCUGAAAGCUAUUGAAAUAAAAAAACAAUCUAUUAUCCUGCAGGCAGGGGUGUGUUCAAUUACAAGCAAAGAGAUAUCUUGAAGCAUCAAACACUGCAAUGGAUGAAAACGACACAAUGUGAAUGCAAAAAAAAGCUUUAACACGUUUAUAAUAACUAAGCAAACAUCAAAUAAAGUUAUCAUUAUGCGUAGCACUGGCGGUAGCAUAAGUGUGGUAUAAACAUACAUUUGGGAAAUUAUGAUUUGUGAAAAAUACAUUCAUGGUACGAAAGGCCGAAAAUGGUUGACUGUUUUAGCAAAUAUAAAUCAUUAUUUUAUCUGUACUAAUAGUCAUUUGCCGAGUUGAUUUUAGGAAAUAAUAGAAUUAGAAUAAAUCGAAUUAUAUUAUAU
Anopheles coustani is the source of this 1774-nucleotide messenger RNA. RefSeq lists its product as uncharacterized. NCBI's taxonomy places the organism in Eukaryota, Metazoa, Arthropoda, Insecta, Diptera, Culicidae. The record is from RefSeq and is a predicted model, not a curated record. The transcript is spliced from 5 exons. Gene Ontology annotation, molecular function: protein-macromolecule adaptor activity. Gene Ontology annotation, cellular component: membrane; endoplasmic reticulum. Bases 385 to 882 code for a protein of 165 amino acids.